This is a messenger RNA of Poeciliopsis prolifica (blackstripe livebearer), 1612 nucleotides long. RefSeq names its product leucine rich repeat containing 10 (gene lrrc10). Bases 303 to 1136 code for a protein of 277 amino acids. Lineage: Eukaryota; Metazoa; Chordata; Actinopteri; Cyprinodontiformes; Poeciliidae. The record is from RefSeq and is a predicted model, not a curated record. Gene Ontology annotation, molecular function: protein binding. The transcript is spliced from 2 exons.
GCUAUAGCCAUGAAAGUCAGAGAAGAGCUCCACGCCACAGAGAGCUGGUGAGAGGACACCACCAGGGAGUAUCUGCAUAGGGAGGACAAUACAUUUCCAGCUUAUUAAGCUGAAUAAACAAAUGGCUGACUGUUGGAGAUGCUAGGUGUCAUGAAUGAGGGCUGAAAGACUUUGGAAAGAUCAAUAAAUCCGGAUGGGCAUCGGUGGAGCUUUGAUGAGAUUAACUUAAAGAUGACAACAACCAUCUGGAGCACAGGCAUCAUUUCUCAUCGACACAAAGUUUUGAGGAAAAACUGAGAACGAUGGGCAAUGCGUUGCGAGGAGUAAUCGCCUUCAUUCCCUCUGAACGCUGCCAGCGCUACUUGGUGGGAGACCUGAAGGAGAUGCCGCUGGACCGAACCCUGGAUCUGAGCGGCCAUCAGCUGCGGAGGCUUCCUGUCACCGUCUGCGUCUUUGAUGAGUUGGUGAAGCUUUACCUGAGUGACAACAACCUCAGCACCCUGCCUGACGAACUGCAAGGCCUGAGGAAUCUGCAGCUUCUUGCGCUGGACUUUAACUGCUUUGAGGAGCUCCCUGCAGCCAUUUGUAGAUUGCACCAACUCACUAUCCUCUACCUGGGCAACAACAGGCUGCAUCGCCUUCCCAGAGAACUAAGAGAGCUCAAGGAACUUAACACUCUGUGGUUGGAGACUAACUGCUUCACCGAUUUUCCCAAGGUAGUUUGUGAACUUACAAAUCUCAAGACGCUGCACUUUGGUUACAAUCAAAUACGCAGCUUGCCAAAAGACCUGAGGCGACUGGAGGAACUAAAAAGUAUCUGGCUUGCUGGGAACAUCCUGACAGAGUUCCCUCCAGAGUUGCUUGAAAUGCACUCCCUGGCUGUUGUCGAUGUGGAUAGGAAUAAAAUACGACAAUUUCCGAACCUGUCUCACAUGCAGGGUCUGAAACUUGUCAUUUAUGACCACAACCCCUGUGUUAAUGCCCCUACAGUGGGAGAGGGCGUCAGAAGGGUGGGCCGCUGGGCUGACAAUUCAGAUGACGAACAGCAAGGUGAGGGGGCCAAAACACAGAGUGAGGACACAACUGAGAUAGUAGAGGUUUCCUCAGAGGAGAAGCAAAAACAAUUUAAGGCGUGAAAACCAGGCAACUUAAGUAGCGGUGUGUCGUGAGAAGCAUGCUUCUGCUGCUUGGCCAAUAUGUAGUGAGGGCGAUUGCCUCAGAAUAGUCCUAAAUGUUACCUGCAAGAUAAUUAAUCACAACUUUGGAAGUGGAAAAGUUUUGCGUGCCUUAAAAUAUUAGGAUCAAUGGAGAAACACACACUCACUGCCUGGUUUAUUGGUAACUACUUCUGUCUUCAGAGCUGCCUUAAUUCUUCCUUUCAUAUAUUUAACAAUGUGUCUGAAACAUUCCUCAAAGAUGUUGGUCAAUGUUGACAUGACAUGCAUCAUGAAGUAAAUUCCUCACUCUACACAUCUGAAAUGUACUCUUGUGGAUCCAGAUCUGGAAGACAUUGAAGUACAAGGGACUUGUUGCAUCAUGAAAGAAAUGUGUUGAGAUGCUUUGAGUAUUUUGACAUGGUGCAACAUCAAAAUUAUCUAAGUCUUUUUUUUCU